Podarcis muralis (Common wall lizard) is the source of this 3484-nucleotide messenger RNA. RefSeq names its product VPS35 retromer complex component (gene VPS35). Gene Ontology annotation, biological process: retrograde transport, endosome to Golgi; intracellular protein transport. Gene Ontology annotation, cellular component: retromer complex; late endosome; retromer, cargo-selective complex. The record is from RefSeq and is a predicted model, not a curated record. NCBI's taxonomy places the organism in Eukaryota, Metazoa, Chordata, Lepidosauria, Squamata, Lacertidae.
CGGGUUUCCUUUGUCACAUGACAGUGGUGGGAAGUGGGGGGGCGGCUGAGCAGGCGCCUAGCUAGGAGGGGGUUUGUUGCAAGCGCUGCGGGGGUUGCAGUGAGCGACGCGCCACUAUGCCGACUACACAGCAGUCUCCUCAGGAUGAGCAAGAGAAGCUCCUGGAUGAAGCCAUUCAAGCUGUCAAGGUCCAAUCCUUCCAAAUGAAGCGGUGUUUGGACAAGAACAAGCUAAUGGAUGCCCUGAAACAUGCCUCUAACAUGCUUGGUGAGCUGCGGACUUCAAUGCUUUCCCCAAAGAGCUAUUAUGAGCUCUAUAUGGCAAUCUCCGAUGAGCUACACUACCUGGAGGUGUACCUGACGGAUGAGUUUGCCAAGGGAAGGAAGGUGACGGAUCUCUAUGAACUGGUGCAGUAUGCUGGAAACAUCAUCCCGCGGCUAUAUUUACUCAUAACCGUUGGGGUUGUCUACGUGAAGUCCUUUCCUCAGUCCAGGAAGGAUAUCUUAAAAGACCUGGUGGAAAUGUGCCGUGGUGUCCAGCAUCCUCUGAGGGGCCUGUUUCUGCGCAACUAUCUCCUUCAGUGCACGCGGAACAUCUUGCCUGAUGAUGGGGAACAGACAGAUGAAGAAACGACCGGGGACAUCAGCGAUUCCAUGGACUUUGUGCUGCUGAACUUUGCUGAGAUGAACAAGCUCUGGGUGCGAAUGCAGCACCAGGGACACAGUCGUGACCGAGAGAAGAGGGAGCGCGAGAGGCAGGAGCUGAGAAUCCUGGUGGGAACCAACCUGGUUCGGCUGAGUCAGCUGGAAGGGGUCAAUGUGGAGAGAUAUAAGCAGAUUGUCUUGCCUGGCAUAUUGGAGCAAGUUGUCAACUGCAGGGAUGCCUUAGCUCAGGAAUACCUCAUGGAGUGCAUCAUACAGGUCUUCCCGGAUGAAUUUCACCUCCAGACCUUGAACCCUUUUCUACGAGCCUGUGCAGAGUUGCACCAAAAUGUGAAUGUGAAGAAUAUCAUCAUUGCUUUAAUUGACAGGCUUGCGCUCUUUGCACAUCGAGAGGAUGGGCCAGGGAUCCCUGCUGACAUUAAGCUCUUCGACAUUUUCUCCCAGCAGGUGGCUACUGUCAUACAGUCUAGACAAGAUAUGCCUUCGGAGGACGUGGUGUCGCUUCAGGUCUCUCUCAUUAACCUGGCGAUGAAGUGCUACCCGGAUCGUGUUGACUAUGUCGACAAAGUGCUGGAGACAACGGUGGAAAUCUUUAACAAGCUGAACCUGGAGCACAUCGCCACAAGCAGCGCUGUAUCCAAGGAGCUGACGAGGCUCUUGAAGAUCCCGGUCGACACCUACAACAAUGUCCUGACUGUCUUGAAACUGAAACAUUUCCACCCGCUCUUUGAGUACUUCGAUUACGAGUCCAGGAAGAGCAUGAGUUGCUACGUGCUCAGCAACGUGCUGGAUUACAACACGGAAAUCGUCUCCCAAGACCAGGUAGAUGCCAUCAUGAACCUCGUGUCGACGCUGAUCCAGGACCAGCCAGACCAGCCGGCUGAGGAUCCAGACCCCGAGGAUUUUGCAGACGAACAGGGCCUCGUGGGCAGGUUUAUUCACCUCCUCCGUUCCGACGAUCCUGAUCAGCAGUACCUGAUUUUAAACACGGCCCGGAAACACUUUGGCGCGGGAGGAAACCAGCGCAUCCGUUUCACGUUGCCCCCCUUGGUCUUCGCUGCCUACCAGCUCGCUUUCCGCUAUAAGGAGAAUUCUAAAGUGGAUGACAAAUGGGAAAAGAAAUGCCAGAAGAUCUUCUCGUUUGCGCACCAGACGAUCAGCGCUUUGAUCAAGGCCGAGCUGGCAGAGCUCCCUCUGCGGCUGUUCCUCCAGGGGGCGCUGGCGGCAGGAGAAAUCGGGUUUGAGAACCAUGAAACGGUGGCUUACGAAUUCAUGUCCCAGGCGUUCUCUCUGUACGAAGACGAAAUCAGUGACUCAAAAGCCCAGCUGGCUGCAAUCACCUUGAUAAUUGGGACAUUUGAGCGGAUGAAAUGUUUUGGCGAGGAGAACCACGAGCCCCUGAGGACCCAGUGUGCCCUGGCGGCUUCCAAGCUGCUGAAGAAGCCGGAUCAGUGCCGAGCUGUCAGCACCUGCGCCCAUCUCUUCUGGUCCGGCCGGAACAUGGACAAGAACGGAGAGGAGCUCCACGGCGGGAAGAGAGUCAUGGAGUGCUUGAAAAAGGCAUUAAAAAUAGCAAAUCAGUGCAUGGACCCCUCUCUCCAAGUCCAGCUCUUCAUAGAAAUUCUCAACAGAUACAUCUACUUCUACGAAAAAGAGAAUGAUGCGGUGACAAUUCAGGUUUUGAAUCAGCUCAUACAGAAAAUCCGGGAAGACCUCCCUAACCUAGAAUCGACCGAGGAAACGGAACAGAUCAACAAACACUUUCACAACACGCUGGAGCACCUGCGCUUGAGGAGAGAGUCCCCCGAGUCGGAGGGCCCCAUCUACGAAGGGCUGGUCAUAUAGAGGGGGAGCCUCCUGUGUGUUUGCACCACACCCAACCGGAUCACCUUUCCAUUUACAACACAGUACCUGGGUUUUGUUUUUAUUACGGCAAUGCUAGAGUUUUCAUAGAUUUGUGCCUUUCGGAAGUGCCAAGUUAGGCUAUCUGCUCUCUCUGUCUCUCUCCUUUUUUUGCUAUCGUUUCAGUACUUGGCAUGUAUGUGCGACGUGUUCAGCGCUUUGCUUCCAAGCACUUGCGUUCACCACUUCUACCAGGUUUCCCCCCACCCCCAAAACUUUUUGGACCAGCAGCUCUGUAGAGACCAUCAGAAAAAUUAGCAUGGCUGAAGUCAUUCCUUCCUUUUUAAAAAAAUAAAUAAAUAAAAUCCAUGUGGCAAUGCCUCCCCCUGCCUCUCCCCCCCCCUUACAUUCUGAUUUGUCUUAGAUAACUUCUCUUCUCCCCCCCCCCAGCUCAGAAACCUUUAAUAUCCUAACCUGGCUUUCCACCUGCAAGUGUUAAUAGGUAGGGGGGGUGUUGGUUAGUUUUUACAGAGAGCUUUCAUUUUCUUUAUAGGUUGGAUUCUGCUUCUACCCUUUCCCCCCUCCCCACCCCCUGAGGUUAUGUCAGAUUUUUCUUCCCUCCUAUCCCUCCCCCACCCCUCUUAAAAACUAGAAUAUAUUAAUGCAUGUUUUUGGAGUUGUAAAGCACCAUGCUUAAAAAUUAAAUUCAGAAGUUUAUAUUUUGCAUAUGGAGGCUCUGUGACCCGCGGUGGAGGGCCAGUCAUUGUGCACAGGGCGAUAUUUAUCAAGGAAACUUUAUUUCCGCAUAGUAUUGAGGAGGAGGAGGUGGAGAAAAGUAAUAGAUGAAUUGUGGUCUCUAUAUAGUUCUAUGUAUAACCUUCGUUACUGUAAAAUUUAGAGGGGUGGGGGAACGCAUUACACAGUUCUGCUCCGUAUCAUGAAUUUGCACCAGUGAAACCAAUAAAGUUGCUAUUAACGAG